Molecule: messenger RNA, 743 nt
Organism: Mucor mucedo
Lineage: Eukaryota; Fungi; Mucoromycota; Mucoromycetes; Mucorales; Mucoraceae
Exons: 3
Coding region: 21-380 (119 amino acids)
Source: RefSeq, a predicted model, not a curated record
GCUGAUUUAUUUUAGGGUGAAUGUUUUUCUGUACCUCUUUUCACACGAUGUCUACUCCUAAAGAAUUAGUUCUCAAAUACCUUAAUAAUUAUAGCAUACGAGCAUUCAACAUAUUUGUCAGAAAACACCGGGACGAAAUCGUUAGACUUUCAACCUCUUUAAGUGAUAUUGGCACACCUAUCCAACUUCAGCGUUACUGGAUCAGCUCGUAUAACAGAAUAGCUAGAGAAAAUGGGAAGCCGUUAUUGAUGGUCGAUGAAAGCUACGCUAGAGCAUCGAAAAAACUUAUAGUGAUUUUUAUAGUGAUUUUUAUACUGAUUAAACGUCAAAAAAAGCUGCAGAGAAAAAGUCGAGAACGUUUUGUCCCCAAUAAAAAUUAGAAUACUAUAAUCUCCUUAAACAGCUAUGUUCCUGUUUAAUUACUACCGUUGUGUACUACAUGAUAUUAAUUCGUCCAUACAACUACUGUACAAUGUUAUUGGCUCAAUUUUUACACAACCAUCUCUGGAACUCAAAAAAAUAGUAGAUAUUUCGUAUUUAAAGCACUCGCUUUUACAUAUUUCAUUAAAUUUUGAUAUAUACAGUCAAUCAAAGGUUUCCAAAAGCCUUAUGGAACAUCAAGACGUUUAAUAAGUACGUGUGCUAAAAAAAAUCUAGCAAUAGCACGGUGUUUUAAAAAAAACCGUGUAACAAAAAAAAAAUUAAAAAAUUAUAUAAAAAAUAAACCCAUGGGCAAUUUUCAU